AUGGAGCAGUCGAGGUACAAGUCUGCCUUGGUGGCGUUCAUGUCGUUCAAGGACGGCGUUAACUACUCAGCGGACAUGAACUUCAGUGAACAAGCUCGGCUAAAUAUUACCCCCGAGCAACUCUGCAGAUGGAUGAAUCACCGUGCAUACGGAAGCAACCCUACUCGUUCUGAGGCCAUCAACCAACUCAUUAAGACGGUGAAGCGCUUCGAAGUCCGUCGUGAGGGAGUCCUGUCCAGUGCUAGACGGCCUAUUGAAUACGACGAGUUCCGAGACUUGUUGACCUUCGUGCAAAACGAUGGCAAACAGACCCAGCACUACAAGAUCAACAGCGUGUUUACACUUCAGUGGCAUUUAAUAGCCCGGGUUGACGACAUGAUGAAGCUGAGAUUUGAGAACAUCUCGCCUAACGUUCAAAACCCCGACAUAUUGGAUGGACCUCGCUUCCGCAAGCUCAAGAAAGGGAAUUUAGGUACUCACAGUCUUCGGAAAGGCGCAGCAACCUAUGGUAGUCGAAGUGGUGUGUCAAAGGACUAUAUCAACCGUCGGGGUCGAUGGCGCACGCGUAAAUCUGUUGUUGAUGUUUACAUUGACAAUACACUACCCUAUCCUGAUGCAAUGGCAGCGGCCACACUGACGGGUCCACUAGGGCCUUGUUUCUACUUUGAAAAACCUGGAGUGCGGUGUGUUACGACAACGCUUUUGGUUGACAAGAUCGCGAAGUGUAUCAAGGGUCUAAUGGGGGAAAGUGUUGCUAAAACACUCGGACUAGUGCUGUUGUGGGCGGCCUUAGAGCCCAAAAGUAGCUAUGACUACGAACUUCUUCCCGAAAACCUACGACAUCAAAUUAUUCAAGCAUACCAAGAUAAAGGAGGCAAUUCGUCUGUGAAUCCUGUUCAUCGAGUUCCGUUUCAUGUGGUCGGUGAAGGUGGGGGGCUUCACCUUGUUGAAGUGAGGGAUUUUGCCUGUGACUCUGAAGCUGGGCACAGUUCUACCGUGGCAGACGCCACGACUGCUCGCAAAGACUUUGCAGCAAUGCAUUCGCAGUUCUUUGGUGUUAAGCGAUACAUCGGCGAGGUAAUGAGCGAGGUGAUGCAUUUGCGAACUGAGAUACAACGCGAGCUCCAUACAAUAAAGGCGAGCGUGAACAAGAUUGCAGUGCAGCCGGUGAUACGCCAAAUACUGGGUAGCAGAGUUGACGCCACAGGUGAACGCGAGCUAAACCCACCGCGAAUCCAACGCGCUACUGUUAAACUCUCGAAAAGACCCAAGGAUUUAUUUGAACUGUGGCAUGAGUACGAGUUUGGAUACGCUGGAGUGAAGCCAGCACGAGACUUUACAUCAGUCAAAAGGAGUGCCAACAAAUUUGCGCACAGUCGUCGUAAGGUGUUCUGGGAUGAGUUGCUGGACUUGCACAAGCAGGGUUCACAAGUGACGCUGCUAUUGACAAGAUAUAUGCUAAGUACGGGUGGCAGCUUUCAGUGA
Phytophthora nicotianae INRA-310 is the source of this 1485-nucleotide messenger RNA. RefSeq lists its product as hypothetical. The transcript has 3 exons. The record is from RefSeq and is a predicted model, not a curated record. Gene Ontology annotation, molecular function: DNA binding. NCBI's taxonomy places the organism in Eukaryota, Oomycota, Peronosporomycetes, Peronosporales, Peronosporaceae. The coding region runs from base 1 to 1485 and encodes 494 amino acids. Gene Ontology annotation, biological process: DNA integration; DNA recombination.